AUGCGAGAGUAUUUACCAUCUGGCUUCUUGACUAAAGAGAGAACCCAAAUUGGCAGCAAGAAGCAAUUUUCCACCCAGUCUACAUACUCAGUGGUCGGAAAACUAAAAACUUAUACAGAUGUGCAUAGUCAAAAGCUGGAAAUCCAGUACGAUCAAUUUGGCCGACCAAAACAAGUGGUGCAAGGAGGAAAGCCGAAAAACGAGUUUAAGUAUGAUGAAUUCGGUAGAGAAAUUGAGCGUACCGUCUUUACAGGAAAGGAAUUGCUUCAUCAAUUAGGCCAAACUUACAAUGAAAUGCAUCUUCUCAUAAAUCGCACUUUAAAGGAUAGCAAAAGCAUAUUGUUGAGAGAAGAGAGCUUUGAAUAUGACCAGCAGUAUCGUUUAAUCGAUUACAAGUAUCAGGGAGCACAGCCGAUGGUGGACGAAGCGGGGCAAAAUAUUCAAAGGCAGCAGUUUAGUUUUGACAAGUAUGAGAAUCUGGUUAAGAUUGUGAACACUUUCCAAGAUGGGUCUCAAAACACCCGAAAGAACAUUUUCGGCUCCGAAGGUCCGACCCAACUAAUUAAUAUUACGAACACACAUAAGGAAUAUGCAUCAGAAAUUGCUCUGGAGUAUGACAGAAACGGGUGUCUGAUCAGAGAUGAACAGGGCCGCAGGCUCAAUUACGAUGCAAAAGGUCGUUUAAGCAUGGUAUCUGAUGCCAAAGAUAAGAUAUUGAGUCAUCAUUGCUAUGAUGCAAGCGGCAAAUUAGUGUGCCAAAAGGCAGAUGGAAUAGCUUCUUUUCUUCAUUGCCGCAACAACAAAAUUGUUGCUCUCACGUGCGGAGGCCAUAAAAUAAGUUUCCCACCGAUGUUAAAACCUACUGGGGUCAAAUUUCAUCGCAGAAAAAUGGGAGCUCUUAGAUUGGUUUUUGGGCAGACAGCCAUCAGUCAGUCUUGGCAUGGUUUGACACGCAGAAACCGGACAAUAUCAAGCACCAACAGUACAUGCCUUAUGGAUAUGGGUCAUCAGGCUCUUGGAUUCAACGGCCAGUGGAGAGAUCCCACCACUAGCUGGUAUCAUCUUGGAAAUGGGUGCCGCGUAUACAACCCCGUAUUGAUGCGCUUCCAUAGUCCAGAUCAAUGGAGCCCGUUCCUCUCUGGAGAGAUCAAUCCAUAUGGUUACUGUUUAGGCGACCCCAUCAGCCACAUCGAUCCUACGGGGCAUAGGAAACAACAACCUUUAUCGAAACCACUAGGCCCCUUACAAGUAACAUUUAAAGAAGGCCCUCUUCUCAAUGGUCCCGAGGGACAACCGCCAUGGACAGGACACGUUGACUAUUUUGAUACAAUUGAUAGCAUGCCAGGCCUUCAGGACAUCAGGGAUUCAUGA
Molecule: messenger RNA, 1371 nt
Organism: Trichoderma asperellum CBS 433.97
Lineage: Eukaryota; Fungi; Ascomycota; Sordariomycetes; Hypocreales; Hypocreaceae
Source: RefSeq, a predicted model, not a curated record